Bombus pascuorum is the source of this 3031-nucleotide messenger RNA. Its product is annotated as pyrokinin-1 receptor-like. The record is from RefSeq and is a predicted model, not a curated record. Gene Ontology annotation, cellular component: plasma membrane. The transcript has 5 exons. Gene Ontology annotation, molecular function: neuromedin U receptor activity. Bases 130 to 1887 code for a protein of 585 amino acids. Gene Ontology annotation, biological process: neuropeptide signaling pathway. NCBI's taxonomy places the organism in Eukaryota, Metazoa, Arthropoda, Insecta, Hymenoptera, Apidae.
UGCACGCAGCGCGAACGGCGUUAAUUAAUGUCAAAGUUAAUUUUAUACUAGUCAAUCGUCCAGAAAGCUAGUCAACGUCAUCCGAUUGCACAGAAUCUCUCAGAAUCACCCGGAAUCUCGUCAAGAAGAAUGAUUUUAUCGAACAAGUCGAUCGGUUCGGAAGGAUCGAUGAUAAUCAGAGAUAGCAUGAGGUUGGCCGGAAAUCACGAAGAUACGCUGGCCUCCGAAGGUAGAUGGGAGAAUUACACGGGACCAAUCGCCGAAUAUUUGCAGCAGGAAAAUUGUUCGACGGUCAGGCGGGAUCCGUUGUACAUCGUUUUACCGAUCACGGUGAUCUAUGCGGUGAUCUUCCUCACCGGAUUAAUCGGCAAUGUGUCCACUUGUGUUGUGAUCGCGCGUAACAAGUCGAUGCACACGGCCACCAACUACUAUCUGUUCAGCUUGGCCGUUUCUGAUUUACUGCUACUGAUAUCCGGCCUGCCUCCAGAGAUGUACUACAUCUGGUCGCAUUUCCCGUACGUGUUUGGCGAGGCGUUCUGCAUUAUUCAAAGCUUCGCCGCGGAGACGUCCGCGAAUGCCACCGUUCUGACCAUCACCGCCUUCACCGUUGAAAGGUACGUCGCGAUCUGUCAUCCUUUUAUCUCGCACACGAUGUCGAAGCUGUCCCGGGCAGUGAAAUUCGUCAUAGUAAUUUGGCUGCUGGCGCUAUGCCUGGCCGUGCCACAGGCUGUUCAAUUUGGCAUCGUUUACGACUAUCGCAACGGCUCGGUAGUCCUGGACUCGGCUCAAUGCUCCAUCAAGUGGUAUCUGAUGAAACACGCCUUCGAGAUAUCCACCAUGCUGUUCUUCGUCCUGCCAAUGACCAUCAUCACCGUUCUCUAUGUACUGAUCGCGAUCAAGUUAAGACGAUCCAGACUGUUGUCAGCUACUGCGAAGAGGAACCAUUUAUCAGCUGGAUCCAUUCACGGCGAUAGCGGAAGAGGAAAAAGCGCCGCGCAGAGGAACGUUAUCCGAAUGCUGGUUGCAGUAGUAGUGGCGUUCUUCAUCUGUUGGGCACCGUUCCACGCUCAAAGGCUGUUGGCUGUGCAUGCAAAGAAUACGACUGAACCGAAAGACGCGUUAGUAGUAGUCUACACCAUCCUCACGUACAUGUCCGGAGUGUUUUAUUACCUUUCCACGACAGUGAAUCCACUGCUCUACAACAUCAUGUCCAACAAAUUUAGGGAGGCUUUCAAGUCGAUGCUGUCGAAUCACUGCGGGCGGAAGUGGUCCUCCCGCAAGUCAGUACCACGACAGCCGACGUACAGUAGCCUUUCGAGGUACGCGAGGUCCACGUUCAGGCAGACGGAUGAUCGUCAGAAUUCGCCGUCGAUCUCCGUUAGCGACGACAACCAAAAGCUGAGAACGACCAAUACCACCGAACUUACCGGAUUAAACGGUCGAAAGGACAAUGGACGAAACCAGUUCGACUCUGUGGCGAAUAAGAUCGAUCAUCGAGAAUACAGCAGAAGCGUAUCCAGAGGAUCGAAUUCCAGUCAGUUUACCCUGAUGUCGUCCGUUAGUAAAAGUUUCAACGAAGGCAACAAUAACGUGACUGCGACUUAUGUGAACAUUCAAAGAGCACCGAGAGUUGUCACGCUCGGGAUACUCGCCGGCAGAUUGAGAUUAGGAACCAAAGAGCUAUUUUCACCUCAACAGAAGAUCGUAACUAGUUCGGCGCCGAAACCGGAAACAAGGACAGUGGCACCGCAAUUCCAAAGUCAUCCGAGUAUAGAGAGCGCAAACAAUAUCAGUAACUCUAGUUUAAAGGACUAUGAUGAGACAGAGUUUACUGGUAUGGAAUUGGCACGAUACAUGGGUGAACUGAACUGUGACUUAAUCACUUAACGUCGUUUAAGGAGAAGCGCCCCUUCGUCGAACGAGCGAAGCAUAAAUACUUAAUGAACUAGAGAAAAAAGUUGAGAAAUUGAGGCUUUGAAGUAAGAAUAUGUGUAUGCGAAUUUCUAUAGGCAACAGUCAGGAGAAUCUGAGAAAGAAGAACUUAAGACUUGAAAUUUAAACAAAGAUACUGAAUAUGUAUGUCUUUUAAGAAAAGGGUAUUUGUAAAUCUUAUAUUGUAACCGAACAGCAGGGGAUCUACGAACAAGCUGAUGUAAAUCAUAUUAUUAGUCUGGCAUAAAUGCUUCCCCAGUGUAUUGCAAAAACGCCCACAAUGAAAAGAUCCAAGAUCAUCGAAAUUUAAUAUUAUCAAUUAACACUACUGUGUUGUAUACGCCCUUUCCGCGUGUUCAUUGAUCCUUUUCGCGCACGCAAACAUCAUUAUAAAUCACUGAAACGGUGAAAACUGUAAGAAAACGAUUUCAUGGUUCAUUUUUCGUAAACAUCAGCGCUUAAACAAAUUUUCUAAGAAUAGAUACAGGAAGAAAUUGAAUAAUACCGUGAAAACAUGAUCUCAGACGAUUUCAAAUUUAAUUAAGAGUAAAUGUUAUUAUAGCGAUACUAAACAUAGAGCAAGGUCAUUUGGAAAUUACAGAAAAUCGUGUAAUAUUUUAAGGAAACAUCGUUCAUAGGUAAUACAGUGCGAAUUGAUUAUGUAAUUAAUUAUGAAAUAUGCUUUGUACAUUCUUGUACUUCAUUUCGCUGAAAAUACAAGUUCACUGCUUCGCAAUUACAAAAGAAAAACUCUUGAAUAAAUAUAAGCGAUAUUUAUUUUUCUACUCAUAUCAUACAUAACAAUUUGUAAAAACCAUUCAUCUAUCUCAUCUAUGCUUUCAUAAACGUGACGUGAAAUUUGUAUAAAACAUUAAAUGUAAAAGAAUCUGCAAGUACACUUGCAAGGAAAUAAACCAAUCAAGUCCUGUUGAACUCUAAAGCACGUAGAAAGUCUCUAAGCUUAAAACAUGCUUUUGGGUCGGCUGUCGAGAUAAGCUUUGAUGUUGGGUAGUGACCUGACUUUCUCUACCAAUUUCUUCAGUUCAGGGUGGUCUUUGUUGAUGUCGGUUUGCAGCAUGUUGGACAAGGUUUCCGAUUG